Messenger RNA from Brugia malayi, 225 nucleotides. RefSeq lists its product as uncharacterized. The record is from RefSeq and is a predicted model, not a curated record. The transcript has 2 exons. Lineage: Eukaryota; Metazoa; Nematoda; Chromadorea; Rhabditida; Onchocercidae. The annotation marks the transcript as partial.
CGGCUCAGAGUUGCCGCUGCAGUUGGUACUGGUAAAAAGGAUGGUAUAGAAAGAUGUGAAACUAUGGUCAGAGAAGAGAUUGACGUAAUUAAUGUUGAUGCAGGUGUUGAUGCAAUGAAGAUUAGAAUGGAACCUAGAUCAACAUGCACAACAAGUAGUGGGUGUGAAGCUAAUGUGCCUUUUUUAGUAUUUCUGAAUCUGAAAUGUUCGUUAACGUUGGUGUAA